AUGAUCGAGUCCGAAGUGGCGCAGACGCUCAUGAGCCUGUCGGCGCCCGACGAGCGCAAGUUCGCCGACAACCCGCUGUACGCGGCCGAGCCGCCCUCGGCCUGGCAGGCCAGCAAGAAGCGCGCCUUCGCGGCGUUCGACGCGGGCGUGGCCAGCUCGCUGCCCUCGGCCAGCUUCCUGCAGCUGCGCGGCGACGGCUACAGCUCGUCCAUGUCGCUUCUGCAGCACAAGAUCCACGGCCGCCCGCUGACGUCCAUGAUCCCCGGCCGCGAGGACGCCGACAGCAGCAGCAGCGACGUGGACAUGGACUCCAGCGAAGCCAGCGACAAGGCCCCCGAGCGCCCCGCGUGGUCCGCGUACCGUUCGCCCUUCGACGGGCUCGUGGCCGCCGCGGCCUCCAACCAGGACGACAACGACAGCUACUCGUCGUCCAACAGCAGGCCCAUCUCGAUCCCCAUGCGCGGUGGCAGCAGCUCGAUGCGGUAUCGCGAGCACUCGUCGUCUUUCGACCGCACCUACUCGUCGUCCUACGGCAAGAAGCACAAACCGAGCAGCCUGUCGCGCGUGCAGGAGGACGAGUCGUUCCUGGGCCGCGAAUGCAGCCCCACGGGCGUCGAGGAGCAGGAGGACACGUGGUACGACAGCGACUACAAGCAGCGGAUGCGCCUGGCGUCUGUGUGCUCGUCCGAAGGCAGCGAGUACGGCGGACUGGGCCGCCAGCACCUGGAGGAGUUCAUCCGCAUGGAGAUCUCGGCGGCCAACGAGAGCGAGCAGCACAGGGAAGGCUCCUCACCCUCGACCGAGGGCAAGUACAUCGGCAGCUACUCGCCCGAAGCCCGAAGAAAACGCAUCGAGCGCUUCCUCGAGAAGCGCAAGCGCCGCGUGUGGGCCAAGAAGGUCGACUACGACGUGCGCAAGAACUUUGCCAACUCGCGCUUGCGUGUCAAGGGGCGCUUCGUGAAGAAGGAGGACGAGGAGCUGCUGUGUCAGCUCCUGAGCUACACGUGA
This is a messenger RNA of Phytophthora sojae, 1008 nucleotides long. RefSeq lists its product as hypothetical. NCBI's taxonomy places the organism in Eukaryota, Oomycota, Peronosporomycetes, Peronosporales, Peronosporaceae. Gene Ontology annotation, biological process: regulation of flower development. The transcript has a single exon. The record is from RefSeq and is a predicted model, not a curated record. Bases 1 to 1008 code for a protein of 335 amino acids. Gene Ontology annotation, molecular function: protein binding.